Molecule: messenger RNA, 240 nt
Organism: Peronospora matthiolae
Lineage: Eukaryota; Oomycota; Peronosporomycetes; Peronosporales; Peronosporaceae
Source: the annotation of a GenBank genome assembly
AUGGCUGCCGAUGUCGAAUACAUCGGCAUCGAUGAUGAUGAUGACGACGAUUUUGGUAUAUUCAGCAUCUCCAAUGACUGCCAUAGUGACGACGAUGACGCCCUCACUGAUAAAUACAACGUUCUUUUAGCAGUGCAGACGAGGCGCGCUGCUGUUAACAAGGAUGAUUCAGCAGAGGAAUUUCUGCUGACUCGCAAGCGGUUGUCCGCUUCGUUUAAGACUCUAUUGCAGACGCAAUAG